This is a messenger RNA of Schistocerca cancellata (South American locust), 2067 nucleotides long. RefSeq lists its product as uncharacterized. The coding region runs from base 1 to 2067 and encodes 688 amino acids. The transcript is spliced from 2 exons. The record is from RefSeq and is a predicted model, not a curated record. NCBI's taxonomy places the organism in Eukaryota, Metazoa, Arthropoda, Insecta, Orthoptera, Acrididae.
AUGGACUGCUGCCAUCACAAGGAGUGCUGCCUUCGCAGGAGUGCUGCCUUCGCAAAGAGUGCUGCCUUCGCAAAGAGUGCUGCCUUCGCAAGGAGUGGUGCCUUCGCAAGGAGUGGUGCCUUCGCAAGGAGUGCUGCCUUCGCACAGAAUGCUGCAUUUGCACAGAGUGCUGCCUUCGCAAGGAGUGGUGUCUAUGCACGGAGUGCUGCCUUUGCACAGAGUGCUGCCUUUGCAAAGAUUACUAUCUUCGCACGGUGUGCUGCCUUUGCACAGAGUGCUGCCUUCGCAAGGAGUGCUGCCUUCGCAAGGAGUGCUGCCUUCGCAAGGAGUGCUGCCUUCGCAAGGAGUGCUGCCUUCGCAAGGAGUGCUGCCUUCGCAAGGAGUGCUGCCUUCGCAAGGAGUGCUGCCUUCGCCAGGAGUGCUGCCUUCGCAAGGAGUGCUGCCUUCGCAAGGAGUGCUGCAUUCGCGCGGAGUGCUGCCUUCGCUAGGAGUGUUGCCUUCGCACGUAGUGCUGCCUUCGCAAGGAGUGCUGCCUUCGCAAGGGGUGGUGCCUAUGCACGGAAUGCUGCCCUUGCACAGAGUGCUGCCUUCGCAAAGAGUGCUGCCUUCGCAAAGAGUGCUGCCUUCGCAAGGAGUGGUGCCUUCGCAAGGAGUGGUGCCUUCGCAAGGAGUGCUGCCUUCGCACAGAAUGCUGCAUUUGCACAGAGUGCUGCCUUCGCAAGGAGUGGUGUCUAUGCACGGAGUGCUGCCUUUGCACAGAGUGCUGCCUUUGCAAAGAUUACUAUCUUCGCACGGUGUGCUGCCUUUGCACAGAGUGCUGCCUUUGCACAGAGUGCUGCCUUUGCACAGAGUGCUGCCUUUGCACAGAUUGCUGCCUUUGCACAGAGUGCUGCCUUUGCACAGAGUGCUGCCUUUGCACAGAGUGCUGCCUUUGCACAGAGUGCUGCCUUCGCAAGGAGUGCUGCCUUCGCAGCGAGUGCUGCCUUUGCACAGAGUGCUGCCUUCGCAAGGAGUGCUGACUUUGCACAGAGGGCAGCCUUUGCAAGGAGUGCUGCCUUUGCACACAGUGCUGCUUUCGCAAGGAGUGCUGCUUUCGCAAGGAGUGCUGCUUUCACAAGGGGUGCUGCCUUCGCAAGGAGUGCUGCCUUUGCUAGGAGUGCUGCCUUCGCAGGGAGUGCUGCCUUCGCAGGGAGUGCUGCCUUCGCUAGGAGUGCUGCCUUCACUAGGAGUGGUGCCUUCGCUAGGAGUGGUGCCUUCGCUAGGAGUGGUGCCUUCACUAGGAGUGGUGCCUUCGCUAGGAGUGGUGCCUUCGCUAGGAGUGCUGCCUUCGCUAGGAGUGCUGCAUUCGCAGGGAGGGCUGCGGUCGCAAGGGGUGGUGCCUUCGCACGGACUGCUGCCUUCGCUAGAAAUGCUGACUUCGCAUGUAGUGCUGCCUUCGCACGGAAUGCUGCCUUUGCACAGAGUGAUGCCUUUGCACAGAGUGCUGCCUUCGCAAGGAGUGCUGCCUUCGCAAGGAGUGCUGCCUUCGCAUGGAGUGCUGCCUUUGCUAGGAGUGCUGCCUUCACAGGGAGUGCUGCCUUUGCUUGUAUUGCUGCCUCCGCACGGAGUGCUGCUUUCGCUGGGAGUGAUGCCGUCGCAUGUAGUGCUGCCUUCGCAAGGAGUGCUGCCUUGGCACAGUGUGCUGCCUUCGCAAGGAGUGCUGCCUUUGCACAGAGUGCUGCCUUCGCAAGGAGUGCUGCCUUCGCAAGGAGUGCUGCCUUCGCAGGGAGUACUGCCUUUGCAAGGAGUGCUGCAUUCCAAGUAGUGCUGCCUGCAAAAGGAGCGCUGCCUUCACAAGGAGUGCUGCCUUCGCAAGGAGUGCUGCCUUCGCAAGGAGUGUUCCCUUCGCACGGAGUGCAGCCUUCGCACGUAGUGCCGCCUUCCCACGGAGUGCUGCCUUUGCACAGAGAUCUGCAUUCGCAGAGUGUGGUGCCUUCGCAUGAAGUGCUGCCUUCGCAAGGUGUGCAGCCUUCGCUAGGAGUGCUGCCUUCAAAAGGAGUGCUGCCUUCGCAAGGAGUACCGCCUUAG